AUGAUCGCAAUUGUCGCUGAAAGAAAGAAGCAGAAAGCUUUGUUUGAGGAGCGAGCACUUCGCCUUUCCUUUUCCUUGGGAAUGUCUGUCACUUCAUUGGUGCGAUUCUCCCCAGGGGUUCGUGCUCUGGUUCCCCUGUGUUCCCUGACUGCCUGCCAGCUGGGUGGGCGAGUGCGUGCAUUGCGCUCCGAAAGCCCCGAGGAGGGGAACGAGGUUGGGACCAGCCAACACAGGGACCUCCGCAUUCACAUCCCUAGAUUGCUGCACCUCAUCAAGACUGCUCAGGCGCAGCAUGGAGGCCGUUACGGCGAUUACCAGCGGUACCGGCGGUACUGCUCCGCACGUCUGCGCCGAUUGUUCCGGUCGCUGCGCUUCCUGCACGGCAAGGGCAAGUACCAGCGCAAGUCGCUCGAGCCCAACACCGUCACCGAUGUCAGGCAUCUGCACAUCCCGCUGUUCUCGGCGGAGCGCGCGUGGGCGUACGCGAUGGAGCUCAAGCAGGCCAUCAGCGAGGCGGGCUCCGCCGCCGCCGCGCAGGCCGCCUUUGCGCGCAAGCGCGCGCACCUGCUGCGCCGCCUGGCGCGCGCCGCCAGAUGGGCGGACGGGUUCUCGCGCCUGUGCGCCGCUAGGGCCGACUCCAAAACCGCGCUGGAGGCGGAGGCGUACGCGUCCUACAUGUGGGGCACGGUGCUCAUGGAGCGUGAAACGGACUUUGACGCCGCCCUGCAGAAGUUCAGCCGCGCGCGCACGGUGUACGAGCAGUUGGGGCGGGUGGGCGACGUGGAGGAGCAGAUGGAGUGCCGGCAGCGGGCAGAGGAGAUGGAGCCCAGCAUCCGCUUCUGCCGCUACAAGAUGGGCGCCCACGCCCCCAACGCCGACUCCUCCGCUGCCGCCCACGCCGCCUCCAACCUGCUCGACCUCUCCGCUCACGAGGGCCCCGGGGCCGACCUGCUGCAGUCGAAACUCGAGGCGGUGAUGGAGGAGGCGCGGUCGCGCGAGGCGGCGAAUCUGGCGGAGCUGGACUGGCUGGGACGCAAGUACUCCGUGCUCAACGCCAAGACGCGCGUCUGCAUCCUCAAAGCACAGCAGCUGGAGGCUGAGGUGGCAUCUGCUGAUGUGGCGAACGACCGUCGGCUGAACCUGUACGACAAGAUCUUUGUGGCGUACCACGAUGCCAAGCGGCUCAUUCGAGACGACAUGGUGGCAGCGGGCGGGGCGGAGGACGUGAAAGAGCAGCUGGCAGCGCUGGAGAGGGCGGUGUCGUGCCUCGUGCUGCAGCGCACCGUGGACCGCAACCUGCUGCUCGUUGCUGGCGCCAAGGCGCGGCUUGAGAGGCAGCAGCAGCAGCAAGGGGGGGCGCAGGGGGGGCAGCAGGGGCAGGGUAAGGGGGCGGGAGGAGGAGGUGAGGGGAAGAAGGGGAAGCGGGAGAAGGGGAGGGAGGAGAAGGAGCGGGAGAAGCCUGCAAGGCCGGAGGAUCUUAUACGGCUCUAUGACACCCUGCUGCAGAACGCGUCAGACCUGGCGGACCUAGCAGCAUCAGGGAGGGACGCCCGUGCGGAGGAGAAGGCACUGCAAGCUCAUCUUGAGGCCAACAAAGCCUGCUACCAGGCCUGCAGGGCGUUCUACGUGGCACUGGCGUACCAGGCAGCAGGCAAGGACGCGGAGGCCUAUGUGGUGUUUGGCAGGGCGGCGGCAGAUGCAGAGCAGGCAGCCAAGGGACUGCAGCAGCUGCAGGAGGGGUCGGGAGCACAGGGAGGGAAGGGCAAGAGCAAGGGCAAGGGCAAAGAUAAGGCAUCAGAUCAAACGGCGGAGGAGCGGGAGGUGGAGGAGGUGGUGGUGCGCAGCAAGGCGCAACGGUGUGCCAUCCAUGCGCGCGCCACUCUCGACGCCAUCAGGGCCAAGGACCCCUCCGCCCUUGAGAAGGGCGUGGCGGAGCUCUCCCUGCGCGCCAAAGACAAGCAGGUGGAUGCCAAGUACAUGACUGAGAACCUGAACGAGUUUGUGAGUGCAGUCACCGUGGACUCCACCCCAGGCUCGAAGCUUGUUCCCCACAUUGCGCGAGUGCCACCUCCCUUCCAAGCGACCGCUGCCGUCACCAACGCCGUGUCCGCGUCUUCACGCAAGUCUGCAUCGACGAGUGCUGUCUCAUUCACAUCCACCUUCCUUCACUCGCCGAAACCGAUUACGGCCGUCGUUUCUCGCAAGCCAUGCGUUUCUCGCAAGGGAGUCUCCGUACGUGCCAUGGUGGCUUCGACCGACGCUGUCUCCUUCUCAGCCAAGGAGAUGGAGCGGGUUGCAGCAAAAGAGGCUCUCCUUCUCGCGGUGAAGGACGCGGGUGGCGCGGAGGCCCUGAGCACAGGGAAGGGCAAUGCGGCCGGGAAGAUUGAGGUUAGCGAGAAGCUGCUGCAGCUGGAACGACUCAACCCCACUCCACGACCCACAACGUCGCCUCUUUUGGAAGGCACGUGGGACAUUGUGUGGGCAGCCACUCGCAACCCAGGUGUCAUCGCCACCCGAGUGCUUCUCAAGCGGUUCCCCACGCAGGUGGCAUCACUGGAGUCACUGCAAGUGCAGAUCUUGGAGGGUUCCACUAAAGUGACGGCUGGCCUUAAGUUCCUCUCCGCGGCUGAGACUUCGAUCACUGUGACAACUCGUCUUGCUGUUGAAGGCCCUGUCAGAAUCAAGGAAGAGUAUGCCGAAGCUGUGGUGGCUACCCCUGUGGUGCCGGAUGGCAGCAUCCCAUCAGCCCUCAAAGGUGUCUUUGAUCAGCUGACUUCCGCAAGUCAAUCACUCCCUGCUGCUUUGAAGGACUCCCUCUCGUCAGGCCUCAAGCUCCCACUCAGUGGCAGAUAUCAGAGGGAGCUGAUUAUCUCUUAUCUUGAUGAUGAGCUACUGGUGGUUCGAGACCAAGCUGGACUGGCUGAUGUGUUGGUGCGAGGCACAAGUGCUACUACCACCCCCCCUCUUGGGGAUGAGAGUGAAAUUGAUGAGCCAACUGAUUAG
Molecule: messenger RNA, 3003 nt
Organism: Closterium sp. Naga37s-1
Lineage: Eukaryota; Viridiplantae; Streptophyta; Zygnematophyceae; Desmidiales; Closteriaceae
Source: the annotation of a GenBank genome assembly